Messenger RNA from Zymoseptoria tritici IPO323, 1933 nucleotides. Its product is annotated as transcription factor TFIID complex. The transcript has 3 exons. The record is from RefSeq and is a predicted model, not a curated record. NCBI's taxonomy places the organism in Eukaryota, Fungi, Ascomycota, Dothideomycetes, Mycosphaerellales, Mycosphaerellaceae. Gene Ontology annotation, biological process: DNA-templated transcription initiation. Gene Ontology annotation, molecular function: RNA polymerase II general transcription initiation factor activity; DNA binding. Bases 612 to 1397 code for a protein of 261 amino acids.
CACCUCCCGCGCCCACGACGCUCCCUCCAGAAUCUCCGUAGUCCGCGCGUAUUGAAUCCCACAACGGCUGUCACCGUCACUGCCACUGAACAUUCAACACAUUUCUCUAAUUUUCCUCUCCUUGCGCGGAAUUUUCAGAUUCUUCCCUUUGGACAGAAGGCAAAAAGCGAAAAGGUCACGUGCCACGCUAACGAGACUUGGGUCAUCUUUGAGAAAAGAGGGAAGCAGUCACUUCACCACCUACCCUCAUCAACACCAUCAUCGCUGCCGUGCGCACGAAGAGGGCAGGACCAUCUCUUCACCCUUUUGCGCAUCACUCUCGAGACAGACAUCCUCAUCAGACGUCUCCUCAAGCACGCGCACUGCACCGUCACCAAGCAGAGGCUUUGGGUAGCUACUCUGCUGAGUUACUGCGACAGCGUCAUCGCAUUCACCUGCACGCUCUGCGUCACCGCCGACAAACGCCGCCGCUCCGUCCCGCACGCGCGUUGCAUCGACCGAAAGUUCUCUUCACGAACGCUCCAUCGAUCGGUCAUCCACCUUUUUGCGACACGACAUCACCGAGCGCAUCUUCUGAUCGCUCGUCGUCCAUCAACCUCUCCAUCGCAAACAUGGAUCAGGUCUACAUCAGUCACCCGCAGAACGCGGCCGAGGCCAAGCAGUUCGCUGCGCCUCAGUCACUGUCCUUUCCCGGCGCGCAAGGCCACUUGACACCUCCAAACGAGUCGCAACAGGCGUCCAAGAAUGGCAUGAAUGGACAACAGCAAGGAGGGAAUGCCGUGCAACCCGCACAAGGCAAUGGGGUGACUCCCGCAACUCCAGCUGCCACACCAGGACAAGCCGGGACCGGGGUGUCUGGUAUCGUGCCCACGCUGCAGAACAUCGUCGCGACCGUGAAUCUCGACUGUCGGUUGGAUCUCAAGACCAUCGCCUUGCACGCUCGAAACGCAGAGUACAAUCCGAAGCGUUUCGCAGCCGUCAUCAUGCGCAUUCGAGAACCCAAAACCACGGCGCUCAUCUUCGCUUCCGGCAAGAUGGUCGUGACGGGUGCCAAGUCGGAGGAUGAUAGCAAGUUGGCCAGCCGCAAAUAUGCGCGCAUCAUUCAGAAGCUCGGCUUCAAUGCCAAGUUCACGGACUUUAAGAUUCAGAACAUCGUCGGCAGCUGCGACAUCAAGUUUCCUAUCCGUCUGGAGGGCUUGGCCAGCCGCCAUCACAUGUUCUCGUCUUACGAGCCUGAACUCUUCCCUGGUCUCAUCUACCGCAUGAUGAAGCCGAAAAUUGUGCUCCUCAUCUUCGUCUCCGGCAAGAUCGUCCUCACCGGCGCCAAAGUCCGCGAGGAGAUCUACCAGGCCUUCGAGCUCAUCUACCCCGUGCUCUCCGACUUCCGCAAGACCUAGACACUCACACCUCUUCACCUCACCUCGGCAAACCCUGUAUCAUUACUUCACGGCCAGCCUGUACCACCAAAUUUCACACACGAGGAACGGCCACGGCCGACCUCUUACACAAGACCAAUCGAUCGAAACACAGUCACUCAGCAACGCGUACACAGUGCUUCGAAACUUCACUGUCGCUUGCUCGAAACCGCACGAUCCGAUUCGGGACUUUGUUACCUUUUUUGCUUCUUCACACACAAUUUGCUUUUCAUGCAUGGCGAGGCGUUUUCCGCGGCGUCGAGAGAAUUGAAAGAAUGGCUUUCGAACUUUUGAGAGAAAAAUGGGAGGCUCGCGCUGAUCUGUUUUCUUCCUUCGCUGCAACUGGGCGAUGGCAAAACUGCCCACGCGCUAGAAUGAUGCGCUUUCUAUCAAGCGCGAAUAUGCGGCUUUCGUUAUGGAAAGCUUUUUGAGGAUGUGAGUGAGAGAGCUGGCGGGUAGGGAGGGAUUGCGAGCGCCCGCCGGUUUUUGAGAUGGAGAGAUGGUGGUGGUGGUGAUGG